Molecule: messenger RNA, 3042 nt
Organism: Colletotrichum abscissum
Lineage: Eukaryota; Fungi; Ascomycota; Sordariomycetes; Glomerellales; Glomerellaceae
Exons: 3
Coding region: 1-3042 (1013 amino acids)
Biological process (GO): DNA-templated transcription; regulation of transcription by RNA polymerase II
Cellular component (GO): chromatin
Molecular function (GO): DNA-binding transcription factor activity, RNA polymerase II-specific; RNA polymerase II cis-regulatory region sequence-specific DNA binding; zinc ion binding
Source: RefSeq, a predicted model, not a curated record
AUGAACGACUCCUACGCCAUGGCUGGUGCUGGUGAGAACCAUCGUCGCUCAGAGAGCUCAGAAGGCUUGAUGGGCGAAGACAAGACCUUUUCUUGCACGCACCCUGGGUGCAACAGACGCUUCACUCGAGCUGAGCAUAUGCAACGUCAUGCUCUCAACCAUAUGCCUGGCGGGUUGAGCUGCGAUUUGUGCAAUGCUCACUUCAAGCGACCUGAUCUGUUGAAACGGCAUAUGGACCGUCACCGCCAAAAAGAUCUCGAAGCAGGCGGACCAGGCUGCGGCGUUUUAGACACACGAAAGCGAUCUUGGAAGGCCCCGGACGGGUCUGUUGUAGAAAAGCGGCCCUGCCCGAAUCCGUCUGGACGGGGCCGGGCAUCGGGAGGAAAAGAGCGUCCUCAAGCUCAACAAGUUCCUUCACCUGACCCGGAACCCCACGACGGGGAUCAUAGUCUAUCCGGCUUAGACAUUGAGCCAGACCAAGACUACUCCAUCGACAACAUAUCACCAGAGUUUCACAGGCGCUCAACCUUGGAUCUUCGGCCAGGAAGCCAGAGCGACGCUCAACAGUAUUCCAUUGGACGUCAAGACGUUUUCAAUCCAACUGAACCUGUCACCAACUUCUCGGGGUUCCCUCCUUCUUUACAGUUUUCCGAUUUUAUAGGAUCGGAGAGCCACUUCGAUAUCAAUACGACCCAGUCCAGUAGCUGGGGUGAGACAUCAUUCAUGAGCGAACAGUUGGACUACGAUCAGAUCUUCCAACCCGACACUGCCAGCUCCUUUAAUAUGCCAUACACGACUGCGCUGGAUUACAACUGGCUAUUCAACAUGCAAGAAAACUCAGCCCCCACCGCAGCAUCGAGACCUUCGAACCUAGUGCAAGACUUUGGAACUCACAUGGCAAACAAUCAAUCCCAACCUAAAUCGCAAGCAAACGUCGCCAUCACACCGGAGUCGAUGAAGAGCGCACAGCUGUGGACAGAGCCCAUGGAGAUGACUAGCAAGGAUCAGGAGAGACAGAGGUCGUCCGAUCCACCAAGCAACACCUCAACAACCGCUAGUGAAGCUGCCAGACGGCAAGCGAUGAGAAACUCCAGGGAGAGGAGCUCAGAUAUCGCGCAGUUUCGAAGACCUAGCGAUGCGCCAUCAGCAGCUCGGCAGCGUUACCCUGCACCCAGCCGGCCAACUCCGACCGAACCAGAAAGACCACUGUCUUCCUUGAGGAAGCCGCUUACAAUCCCUCCUAUUGGCGAAGAUGUGAGAGAGAGGCUGUUAAACGUCAUUGACGGCGCCAAGCCCAACCUGCCUGACCAACGCGCCACAAUAUGGGAGCACCCGUUACUAUCAGCGGACUCACUAAAGUCGUAUCUGGAGCUAUUCUUCACUCGCUUCAACACCGCAUACCCACUCAUCCACCUAGAAACAUUUGACUGCAAGAAUACCGAACCUUUGCUACUGUUGUCCAUCCUGCUGUUAGGUGCUACGUACUCGAGCAAAGACUGUCAUCAACUUGCUGUUUGCAUACAUGAUGUAAUCCGGCCGAGCAUCUUUGCCCAUGCCGGAUUCUCACCUAGGCCAGAGCUCUGGACAUUGCAGACAAUCCUGCUGGUCGAGUGCUUUGGCAAGUCGCGUGCCGGUCAGAAACAACACGACAUGAGCCAUUUGUUCCAUGGACUUCUGAUCAAUCUCAUUCGCCGUUCCGAUUGCCAGACUGUGCGACCGCCCGGUCCGCCACCAGUCUCGGGCGAAGAUAACGCCGGCAUCUUGGACCAGGCAUGGAGGAAGUGGGCCGAUGCGGAGCAGAAGAAAAGGUUGGCCUUGCUCUGUUUUAUGUGGGAUACGCAGCACGCAGUUCUCUUCUGCCAGAGUCUCUGCAUGUCAGCUUUUGAGCUCCGACUGGAACUACCGUGCAGCCAGAGCAUAUGGGAAGCUCGGGAUGCCGCAUCAUGGGCGUCGGCAUGGCGCUCAAGUCUUAGCGACCAGAGGUUGUUCUACUUGCCCACUCUGAAAUCUUAUCUUACACCUUCAGCCCCGCGACCAGCUGGCCUCACUGGAUUCUCGAGGAUUCUUGUUCUUCAUGGCUUGAUGUCCAUCUCUUGGGACAUGGGCCGGCGUGAUCAGACGGCUCUAGGUGUCGUCUCGGGAGAUAGCUUCGGGAUGGGCUGGCGCAAAUUGCUGAGCACCGCCUACGACGCAUGGAAAAACGACUUUGAUGCAUUCUGCAGCAGCUUCGCGUCCCAAUUACAACGGGGAUCUGCCUCCCAGGCCCAGGGAGUUCAACGGCAGGAGGGCGACGAAGAUAUGACUCGGAAAGUGGAGUUCGAGUCGUUCGCGGCAGCAUACAAGGCUCUCUAUCAUUCAGCACAAGCUUUACUCAACAUGGACUUCUUGGAUGUUCAGAUAUACGCUGGUGCUCGUCACAUCCUCGGUAGGCCAGUACAGCAACGAGACUACCACAGAUCCGCACAGGUUGUGAAGAAAUGGGCUGCGUCAGCUUGCGAGACACAGCAGCAGCAGCAAAACCACCCACUCGUCCCAAGACAAGAUCGAGGAGGGGCUGCCGACACCAACGCCGACCAAUCCAAGCAAUCCGCGUCCGAAGCAGCAUGGCACGCGGCGAGAAUGCUAGUCGAAACCAAGAGAACGCUGAACAGCAUGGAGGCCAUGAACCUCUUCCACGUGCCGUGGUGUCUGUACCUGGCGACGCUUACCUGCUGGGCCUAUCACCACGCGCGACCUAGUCGAUCGUACGGGGCAUCUUCGCGGCGGGCGUUUGACGCCUUUGAUGAUGAGGAUGACUUUGAGGACGACGAGAUGAUUUGGGAUCCGCAAGGUGAGAUGGAGGCUCUGGUUGCGAGCAUGUCGGAGCGCGCGGUACGGGGCGAGGUCGCUCUACGGAGAGAGCGGAAGAGGACGAAUGGCUUGGUUUGGAUUAUGGCGGACGUUUUGACGACGGUGAGAUGGGGGAUUGUGCACGCUGGCGUGGUGGUGUUACGGGGUCUUGUGCCUCAGCGCCUGAUCAACCAGUAUGAAGAGGUUAUCUAG